UUUUUUUUUGUUUGUUUUUUUGUUUGUUUUUCGUUUUUCGCGUCUUUGCGCACCUUUUUCCAACUGAUCAGGUUUUUGAACUUGGGACGCCGCGUCCUCCCACUCGAGCAGAAUGAGUCAUCUGGAUGCGCAUGCGGAUGGCUUGGCACGCCACUCUGCACAGAACGAGCGCGACAACGUUCGUAAAACCCGUUCAAUUGGAAUGGCUGAAAUUGCAACUUUAACGCUCGCCGAACCGACCCAUCAAAAGUUUCGCCGCCGACAUCACCGUCAAGCGUCAUCAUCUUCACUGCGGCCGGUGUUGUCAGCAAUAUCGCUGCUGCUUGUUGCACUGCUGUUGCUUUCAGGCAAUGUGCGCGCACCUUCAACCCUGCCCGUAGGAGGAGGAGGAGGUUUCCUACAGUCAGCUCCAUUUGGUGGUGUCGACGCGCUGCCGUCCAAUAAUCGCCACUCUGACGAUGCAGAUGCCGAUGCGCUCGAGCCGCCGUUCCAUCUCGAAGAUGAGCCGCUAGUCGUCCAGCAAGUUCGCUCGGGCGGUGGCAUGGAGGGUGCUCUGGGCAGUGCACACGAGCUCAAUGAACAGGACGGCGAAGCAAGAAAGAACGACGCGUUUCAACGCAGUCAAGGUCAAGCCGCCGCGAUGCAUCGCCGCCCUCGCGAACUUGCCGAGGACGAUAAUCUUACAGAGCAAGCGGACGGCGAUUCCGCGGCUUCCAUCUCACCCAACAAUUCAAAAGUUUUCAUGGAGCAGGCUUCAGCAAGCCCGACCGCUCCGACAGGGACAACCAUUCGUCUCGUCUGGUACGACCAUCGGGGAUGCAAGGCGUUGCAGACUGUGACCUCUCUCUAUCCAGAGCAGAACGUUCACGUUGAGGUCGCGUGCCUUCCCGCGGAGGAAUACAAUCAGAUUCCUCUCACGCCCGACGGCGCAAAGGCCUACAGUAUGGAUCUGGUGACCUUCUCCCCUUACUUGCUCGGCGAGGCCGUGUCGACCGGCAUGCUGUUGCAGUUUCCAGAUGGGGUGCUCGACACGACGAGCACCAGCUUUUUCGCUGAGAAUCUUGCCUUGCACGGCGAGUUUCCGCCAAACUCCAACCGCUUUUAUGGCGUUCCGUUGGAAGGAGAUGUGCCGCUGCUGGCCUAUCGCAAUGACAUUUUGCAGCUCGCGGCCAUCACCAACCCAGAGCUGUUCGGCUCGGCCGGUCUCCGUGCGCCGCAGUCCCUCUCGGAUCUCAUCCAGUUCUCGCGAUUCUUUUACAACAGCUCGUUUGUGCCAUAUGGCUUUGCUGCUUCGUGGUGUGGCACCGAGACCUAUCUAACCAAGGCCUGUCGCGGUCAGACGACGCUCGUCGCGACAAACUUUAUCUGGGGUGCCGACGGCUUGCUGUUCAACGAAACCACGUUCCGCGCGUUCGUGAGUGAGCCCUACAACAGCAAUGCCAACAUUGGUCUUGCCGUCGUGAACGCGCUCUACCAAACGUCGGCCAAGGACAUGACUGGCGGCGAAUCGGAGGCCAUCAAACUGUUCUGCACGGGUCAGGCAGCCUUCCUCAUGGUCUGGACGAGUGUGGUGAAUGAGCAGCUGGGUGAUCUUUGUCGGGGAUUCUUUGACACUCCACCCCCGUACCCGACGCUUUCGAGCAACAAUCUCAUCAUUUGGGACCCAAAGGACAGCGUGCUGAAGCGCCGCCAGGUCGACGCAAUUGACGACAACGACGACGCGUUUGACGACAACGCUGACGAGAUGGACAACUCCCAGGCCCACUUUAGAAAGUCGAAACUGCCAGUUCAUCGUCGUGCGCCUGGCGACCCAUUCACCGUGUCAUACCAAGUGCUCCCGCUCACCCAACGGCGCGCUGGUGUGGGCAGCCACCAGGCAGGCGGAUGGAGCCUGGGGAUUGCAUCGACCACUCCCAAUCUGGAAGCGGCAGCACGCGUGUUGGACUGGAUUUUCGAAAUCGACCAACAAGUGCAGCUGGAAAGCCUGGGCAUGCUUCCGACGCAGCGCUCGCUGGUGUUGGAUCGCUACUUUCUCGAGCAGCUUGCCCCAUCGUUUGGCCUGGCGUACGCGCUGAGCUUCCCCUCGGCCACCUCGAUUUUGUCCACAGAGGUCACCCGACAGGUCACCCGGCUUUCCGACUUGUACUUUUCCCAGGCCAUCUUUGGCACGCUUGACAUUCGAUCUGCCAUGACCGUGUACCGCACGCGAGCAGACGCCAUCCUGGUCGACGCCUAUCCCUGCGGGCCCGAGUGUCCGCCCGUGCCUUCCUCGCACUUGUCUGCGGGAGAAUACGUUGCCAUCAUUGUGCCGGCCGCCGUGGUGAUGAUCAUCCUCCUUGUGGUGUGUUUGUACCGCAGGGCCGAGAAACGCAUCAACGCGAUGGAAAAGAAGCAGUAUCAGAUCGACUACAAUGAGCUGGAGAACAUUGAGGAUCCGAGCUGCGAGCUUCACACCACUGCGUUUUACAGCGCCAACCAGCAGCCCGUGUUUAUCAGUCGCGUGGACCCUGUCAAAGUGGCGCCGCUCUUGGCCAGCGCCGGCAUCAUCACGCGAGCGCGCAUGUCCAAGUCGGCUGCGAGCGGCGGUCUUGAUGUUGAAGCUGCAGGUGGAUCUCCUGAUGCGGAUGGUGGCCCUGAUGGAGCGGCCGUCGCGCCCAGGCGAACAUCAUGGCAGCAGUCGGUUCGUGACACGACCAACAACUGCAUCAGCAUCCUGCCUGGUUUAAUCUCCGCGCACCGCACUUGGCGCAUCUCUCGCGAGUCUAGUCAGGCGCUCAAGCGCUUGCGGUCACUCAAGCACCCGAACGUGGUCGAAUUUCUCGGAAUCACCGUUGCGCCACAGUGCUUUGCCGUGUACGAGUUUAUGGUGAAGGGCUCUCUUCUCACCGUGAUUGAGCGCGACGGUCUGCCCCACGACAUGGACUUUAAGUGCUCGAUGGCAGCGGAUAUUGCGCGCGGAAUGCUGUACUUGCAUUCGCACGGCGUUCUCCACAAGCACUUGCGCUUGACUAAAAUUCUCCUGGACAACAGAUUUGUCUGCAAAAUCUCGGGCGCUUCCGAACAACACAACCUUUUGCAACAGCGCGAGUACAACCAUCAUCCCCACCAUCACUCGGCAAUCGAAUCGUCGGCGAUGGCUGCAUUGGCGGCUGGAGCGCUGGGGACAGCCAUUCCCCCAGACCAGCUCGCAAACUAUCAGGCCACCACGACGCCCGGUCGACGCGCAAGCAGCAUGUCGACAUCGUCGAACAGCUCGGCACUCAGUGCGUUACGGGUGCGCGCGUUGCUGGGUCAGGGUGGCGACGGCCUUGGCAACGAUCGUGCAGAGCAUCCGGUCGACCAAAGGAUUGCUGAUGGCCGCCAAGAGCUCUUGACCGAAACGUCGACAUCUGCCAAGCCAUGGUACCAACAGCGGACAACCAGCUGGCCCGCCUUGUUUGCCAACAAAGCAAAGGGCGCAUUCCGACGACCGUCUGCAUCCACACAAUCGGCCGAGUCGCAAACACCAACGAGCUCGAGAAAAGGGAGCGCAAUUGACGCGGCAGCCGCACCCCAGCAGCAGCAGCAGCAGCAGCAGCAGCAGCAGCAGUCACAAAUGCGACAAGCGAACAACACGGCGCGUGUUGCGUUGGCUCCUGCGUUGUCAACGAUUGAAGAGCCUUCCGUUGACGAUGCCGUUGUGUUGGCGUCGACCGGCAAUACCAACAACCAACAGAGCGCCGCUGGCAGGACGGCAACCCAGAAUUCUGCAGUAGUCUUUGUGCCAGCAGCAGGCGAGGAAAUGUCGCAGCUUCCGCGAACAACCGACAACAGCGCUGCGCAACAGCCGCGCCGACACUGGCUGCAUCAUCGCGCCAACGGAACAGCUUCCGACGACGACGAAGAUGAAGACGCAUACGACGGUGUGGAACGCAACGAAUUAUCGAGCAUUGACGAGUCGAUGGAGAGCGUGACGGAUGAAGAUCGCGCUGCCGAGUACUCCAUUGCACAGGAUCAGCUCCGCUCCUUGGCCCAAGUUCGUGACAUUAUGAACGCGCGUGGGCGUCGCAAGUCUGCCAUCGACAUCACCCUUCCUCCAAUCCUUCGAAGCGCCUCGUCCAAGCGAUCCAGCGAAAGUACUCGAAGCUCGCAGCAGUCCCAGCAUGCGGCCGUGCUCGUGCCAUCGAAUGUCAUCGUUGAGAUGCCUCAUCCCUUGGAUGCCCAGGCCAAGGAAAGCACGUCGAGCCACGCACACUCGCGCAGAGAAUCGUACCAAUCGCACUUGGCACCGCUUGUCAUUCCACAUGACGACAACCACUCUGAAGCACGGGCGAAUUCCAAGCUCGUUGAACCGACAGACGAGCAGAAACAAGACGAACAGACGGAUCAUUUGGAAGGUCAAGACCAGCCACUUGAGCCAGUAGUCAGCGGCAUUUCGCUCGCCAGUGCAUCGCCCGGAUCAACUUCACCCACCCGAGCGCCCUUGGCGUCCCGCCGAGUCACGAUAACGCACGCCAUCAACACCAAUGUCAAUCCGGAACACUUGCUGUGGAUGGCUCCCGAAGUUCUCCAGGAGAAGAUUCUGGCGCAUUCUCGCGUCGACGAAAAGCUGUACAUGACCGAGAAGGCGGAUGUGUACAGUUUUGGCCUCAUCAUCUACUGUCUGUUUAUGGAUAUUACGCAUCCGUUUGACCUGGAGCUGCAACCGGAGGCCAUUUUCGAUGCCAUUGUCAAGCGACAAGUUCGCCCUGAACUGGACGACACUCUCGAACUCACGGACGUCGAGAUGCAAGUCGUCCAACUGAUCCAGCAGUGUUGGCAGCCCCACGCUCUCUUCCGACCAAACUUUCGAACUCUUCUCGAGUCAUUUGAAAAGCUCUACCCCGCCGAGAAUAAGGGCUUUGAAAAGAUGGCGUUUAUGCUCGAAAAGUACUCCACCCAUCUGGAAGAGAUUGUGGACAGUCGGUCCACACAGCUCAAGGAAGAAAAGCUGCGUGCUGAAACGUUGCUGACCAACAUGCUGCCAGUGACCAUUGCCAAUCGUCUCCGCAGCGGUGCUGGCUUUAUCGCUGACGAGUUUCCGACCUGCACAGUGUUCUUUUCGGAUAUUCAAGGUUUCACGGCCAUGGCGCAUCAAGCCUCUCCGAACGAAAUUGUUCGCAUGCUCAACAAGCUGUUUACUCGCAUGGACCGCUUGGCGGGCAAGUACGAGCUUGAAAAGAUCAAGACGAUUGGCGACGCAUAUAUGGCGGCGUGUGGUGUUCCAACGUACAUUGAGAAUCACGCCGAAAAAGUAGUGCAGUUUGCAAUGCAUGUUCUUCGCAACAACACUUGCGACAUUCACAACCAGCCGAUCAGAAUGCGCAUCGGAAUUCACACUGGGCCACUUAUUGCGGGAGUUGUCGGCACGCGCAAGUUCACCUAUGACUUGUGGGGCGAUACGGUCAACACAGCCAGUCGCAUGGAGAGCAAUGGCGUGGCAGGUCGCAUUUGUGUCUCCCAGGCGGUAUACGACGCUCUGCAACACAAGUACAUCUUUGAAGCCCAGGAACCACGGGAUAUCAAAGGCUUGGGCAUGACGGUGACGUAUCUGCUGGUUGCCCCUCGCGCACCCGUGGAAGCUCCUCUCAUGGAGAUGGAUGGAGCCGACUUUGACAACACGGUGGAGCCGAUUGCUUCUAGUGUGGGUGCUGAGGCGAUGGAAGCGCGGGACACAAGUCUUGACAGUGCUCUCGGCGAGCAGCAGCAGCAACAACAGCAACCGCUGCCGCAGCAACCGCAGCCGAAACGCCUUCAAUCGCCCAAGACCGCGUCUGCGCUGAUGGAACCCGAGGGCAGUCCCGGCAGCAGUCAGCCGGAUACCACUCUCUCCAAAACCGGCUCUGCAAUGGGGUCCAAACUCUCGCAGAGCGGGACAGCGCCUGCUCAGCCUCAAACGGCUGGGUUGUUCUCAAUGCUCGCCUUCCCGGACAGCUUUGAGGAAACGGCGUCUGCUGGCUCGACCACCAGUUCCAAGCCGUUUCAAGAAGAAAAGGUGCUGCCCGUCACCGCCGCCUGGGCUCACCAGGAUUUGUGCGAGCCGGACAGUGUUCGCUAUCGGCGAGGGUCCAUGUCUGCACCACGGUUGGCCGCCGCUGAGGCACCCCCGCAAGGCAUUCGUCGCGCGAAUACUGAAGUGGGCUUGGUCAAGCCUACAGGCAACCUUUCGCGGUCGGCGUCAGUGUCCUCCACCGAAAGUGAAUCGGAAAUGAACAACCAGCACCUGCACGCCCUUGCGCGGGGCCCCAUCGACGACCCGGCAUUCAUGGCGCCGUUUUCCCAGUAUGUUCCAUCCUCGGCGGCCCAAGUGCACACCAACAAGCUGUCCAGUUUGGCAGGAAGCGUAGCCAUGUCCAGCAUGGUCGGCGGCAUGUCGGGACUGGGAUCGGCAGGACCAGCUGGCACGGCCAGCUCGAUGGCGGCGGCUGGAGGCCUGGCAGCAGCGGCUCGCCGCAAGCAACUGGAGCGACAGCAGUCCACCACGUUUCCAUCAUCGCACAUGCCCUUUUCGCCAUCCGUCUCGUCGCUGCACACUGUGGCAGAGUCUCCCAACUCGAGUCGUCGUGAGGGUGGCACAACUAGCAGCAGUUCUGGCAGCUUUAUUCCCAAUCCGUACGGACUCGCAGUGGCUGCUAAUCAGGCCUCUACUCCUACUACGACAACUACAAGGAGCGCUGGGGGCAGCGCCGAGAAGCCGCUUGCAAGUCUUGCCAGCUUGUCGCGCCCGAGCCGUUCGACGCUCGGGAGAAAGGUAUCGCUUGCUCCAUCCUUCCGAUUCAGCGAGUCGGAGACUUUGCCGUCGCCUGCUGAAUCGUGGCUGAGCAACGAGACGUUCGACAAGUUUGUGCGAUCCAAGGGCCACACGAAUGAUGAAGCGCUCAAACGGUGGCCGGGCGGACGCCGCGUUCCUUCCGACGGCGAGAACAGCAGCAAGAGCCCAACUUCGGGCCUGUCCGACGAAGCGCUGCCAAUGCUCAAGUCCAGCGAUUCGGACAAGUCGGCUGGCUUGUCCAAGUCUGGUUCGGCGUUUUCGGCCAUGCCCCCGACCACAACAGCUGCUGCCGCUGCUGCUGCCGCCGCCGCCGCCGCUGGUGGCUCUGCUUCUGCUCUUACCGGCAGUCCCGCAGCUGCUUCCAUUGCUUCGACAAACGCGCCGGUUUCAUCCAGCGGACGGAGCUCGACGCCGACCAACUUGCGCGCCAUGUCUCCAAUUUUGGAAAACACGUCUUCCACGUUGCAAUUACGCCCCGCUUCCAUGGACGCAGAGGCGUCUGGCGAGCUCAAUUCUAGCUCUCAGAGCGGAUCAUCACCUGGAGGCUCUCGCACCGCGCCCAAGUCGAGGCUGAGCGUGCGAUUCGCAUCCGAGCUCAACUCGUCCGCUCAGCAGCAGCAGCAGCAACAGCAACAGCCCACACCUCCGCCGUACGGGAUUGUGCGCCAGUCCAAAGUGUAUGGCAGCGGCGGUACUGGUCGACAUGAAGAAUAAGCCGCCACCUCGUCCAUUGUCGAUUCUUGUGUUUUGUUUGUUGCUUUCAUUUUCAUUUUCAUUUUCUGCGUGUCAUAUGGCAUAUCCACCUUCAAUGACAAAUCAUCCAUCUG
Molecule: messenger RNA, 7617 nt
Organism: Capsaspora owczarzaki ATCC 30864
Lineage: Eukaryota; Filasterea; Ministeriida; Capsasporidae
Exons: 6
Coding region: 113-7504 (2463 amino acids)
Biological process (GO): receptor guanylyl cyclase signaling pathway; protein phosphorylation; intracellular signal transduction
Molecular function (GO): ATP binding; peptide receptor activity; protein kinase activity
Source: RefSeq, a predicted model, not a curated record